UCAUAUUUACCAAGGGUGCCGAUAUUUUUGGCCAUGACUGUAUAUGUAUGUAUGCAUAAUUUAAAAAUGUAGAAUCCAGAAUGUUAAAGUCAUGAAAAAGUUAAUUGGCCAUUGUUGGAAAGAAAAAAAAUUGUAUGUGUUUCUAACAAUGGUCUCAUUUUUUAAUCUACAUUUACAAACAAUGGCGACAUAUCUUUCAACACAUGUGACUAAAUUAACCCAUAAGAACCGAACCCACAGUGACGCGGGUGUCACAAACACUUGACUAUCUGGAAAGGUCUUUUUAAAGCAUUAUCCCUCACUUUCAACUCAGGAAGUCCCUAAGUGACAUAUAAUGAACACCCAGGUUCAGUCAUGUGACAAUGUGUGCAUUUUUGUUGCCAUGGCAAGAUUUCCAAAAAGGUGUCCUGUCUGGUUAGCACAUGUUGCACACGUGUGUCAGUAAUUUUUAAAACGCUUGUUUUUGUUACUAAAGGUAUGUUUCAACCCAUGCAACAAUGGUAAAAAUGGUAAUGAGCUGCUCAUUUAAUUUAGCUGAUUCAAUUAUUUUAGUGUUAUUUAUAUUCUGCUGCUCAUUUCAAAGCAUAUUUUAACAAAUCUACACGCAUGUUUAACAUGUUGACCUCCAGUGUGAGGUAGUUAUUUAUUUUUAUUCAGUUUGCACAUUUUCAAAUUGUGAAAAAAAAAAAAUCUAAAAAUUAAUUUCUGGUUAAACCAUAUACCUGAAAAGGUAGAAUUUUGAUAUGUUGUAAGAUUUAAUGGUCACAGUUAUGUGGUUUUGAAAUAUGUUGUGGUAAAGCAAAUAAAAUGCAAAAACUGUAUUACUUCUGGAAAAUGUUUUAUGUUUUAUCUUCUAUCUUCCCAGAAAAGUAAUCAUUUUGAUAUAUGUUGUGGAAAAGCAAAAAACCCUGUUAUUUAGCACAAAAAAAUAAAAAUAAAAUGCUAACAUUUUUUUUUUUUUUCAAUUGAGGAAUAAACGCCCAGUGUAACAUAUAUGUUACAUGAAAAAUGUAUCAUUAAACGCCCAAUGUGUCAUAUGUGUAACAUUACAGAUCCUUCACAAGGAGGGGUUGUAUUUUAAAAACAACUGCAGAAACAUGUUAUAAGUGGUCCAUUUGGUCUGUUUUAUAUGCCCCAUAAUUUUCCUAUGAGGAGAAAUUGGUCCGGGUUCUUUUAAUAUCGAAAUCACAAUAUGUCCAAAAAGCAUGGUAACGCCAUUGUUUUACUGCAUUUUGUAAGUGAGGAAGGUUUGUGGUGUCUCAUUAGGGUUACAUCAGCACAAAUGUCUGUAUGAUGAACGGAUCUUCUCUCUAAUCACUAGAGGGCGAGAGGCACGAGAGGCGCCGCAAUGAUGCUGCAGCUCCGCUUCUGUCCGCUGCACGGCGCGCGCGAGUCUCUUCAAAACCCCGCCAGCGGCAACGCUCGCGCACAGAGCGGCGGGACAUCAAAGCCAAAUUGGUUACAAAGUAACAGUCGCGGCACGUCAUCAAAGUCGUUGCGGGAAGCAUUAGAACGCGGAGCGUGACAGCCGGCGGGGUUUCCCGCGAGUCCGCGUUCUUACUGAACUACAGCGAAGACAAACGCUGGGAAAAGAGGAACUGACCCGGUCAUCACGUUCAGUUUCUGCGGCUGCUGCUGUUGCAUUCGCGGGCUGCAUGCACAUACAUGCCAUGCUCACUGUAUAGAAAGACUCCAGACGCGGAUUACCGAUCCCACAGAUCCCACAGAUCCUACAGGCUGUAAACAGUUGCUCCAGAACAGGAACAAGAGUUUGACAUCCUGUGUGUUUACAACGACAUGGGGUAAGAGUCUCUGCUCUGUCGUAGUCUCAUUCAUAGGAACUUAAAGAGACUUUAACUGAGCGAAACUGAAGCCAGAAGAACUUAUCAGAGCACUUAAAAAGAGUCAGUUACUGCAGAAAAAGACCCUCAUCUGUCCAGUAAGAAUGUAUCCGUUGCACAGAGAGAGGGAACAGCCCAUCUUCAGCACUCGAGCUCAUGUGUUCCAGAUCGAUCCCGCCACCAAACGCAACUGGAUCCCGGCCAGCAAGCAUGCGGUCACCGUCUCCUUCUUCUACGACGCCAACAGACACGCCUACCGCAUCAUCAGCGUGGGCGGCACCAAGGCGAUCAUUAACAGCACAGUCAGUGCCAACAUGACGUUCACUAAGACAUCUCAGAAGUUCGGUCAGUGGGCGGACAGCAGAGCGAACACCGUCUAUGGCCUCGGAUUCGCCACGGAGCAGCAGCUGCACCAGUUUGCCGAGCGUUUUAAAGAGGUGAAGGAAGCUGCGCGUCUGGCCAGAGAAAAAUCACAGGACAAGAUGGAGCUGAGCGCCGCAGCUCUCAGUAUCGCAGCGCCUCAGGACUUGUCUGACGAGCUGCAGUCUCCUCCAGUGAUGUGUGUGAAUGGACCGGAGGACAAGCUCUUCCGGAGCCAGAGCGCUGACAUUACUCUGUCAUCAGAGAAGGAGCGCAUUAAGAAGAUGCUCUCAGAGGGCUCGAUCUGUGAGAUGAAUCUGGAGUCCGAGCUCUUCACCUUACAGGACAGUAACGCUAAACUGGUGGCGGCGCUGCAUGAGGCUAACGCUAACGUGGAGCAGUGGAAGAAACAGCUGGUGGCGUAUCAGGAGGAGACGGACAGAUUACGAGAUCAGGUGGCGGAUCUGGAGGCUCACGGCGGUCAGGGACCCAGCGACAUGCUGAAAGACGAGCUCACUCAAUCCCUGGAGGAGCUGGAGAACCUACUGAGGGCAAAGGACGAGGAGAUCCGUAUUCUCCAGAGUAAGAAGUCCAACUUCCACGAGCUGGAGCGGGAGAGAGAAGAAGCCAUUCACAGACUGCAGGAGCUGGAGAUGCGUAACGUUGAGCUGGAGCGGCGCGUGCAGAACUCGGAGCAGACCCUGGCGUCUGCGCUGGAGGAUCGCGAGCGCGCCGAGAACGAGGUGCAGAGGGUCGUUCAGAUCCUCGACGUCAAGAUCUUCGACCUCAACGACCUCCGGCAGAGUCUGGUCAAGCUGAUCAGUAAAUAGUGUGACGCGAGAGACGGAUGCUCAUUCUCUCUGCUUUCUUCUCUUUCAUCUUGAAUUUGCACUGAAAAGCUCUUUCUGUUCCAGUCUAGCAAUAACUUCAGUGUUGAGGAGGUUACGAUGGCAGGUCAUGAACAGUGUUGUUACGGUACGGUUUAUUUUUGAUACAGAAACACUAGUGCUGUGUGACGUCUUUACAAGAUCACAGGUAUUCUUUUUUUUCUUCAUUUUUUUCUUUUAAAUCAUGAUAAAGGUCACACAUCAUGAAAAAUAGGGCUGAAAAAAAUGUGUUCACAAAUGCAUCACAGUUCUUUCUCAAACGAUUCUGUAUUAAUUCACCAAAAAAAUACAUAAUUGAAAUUUUAUUUUAAAGUAUUAAUAAUUAAGUUUACUGCAACACAAGUUCACAAGAUUCAAAGUUGUGUAAAGAUUUUUAGUUAUUUAUUUUUUGCCAUUUUUACAUCUGCAUUUAAUUAUUUCAAAUUAUUAUUGAAUUAUAAAUUAUAAUAUAUAAUUAAAAUAGUAAUUUAAUGCAAUUUUAAUAAUAUAAAAAAUUAUUAGAUCUUAAUAAUAAUUUAGAUUAAAAAUUCACACAUUUCUGUCAAAUUUAAUUUAAGCAAGAAUGGCUGUCAAUGUUAAAUUUAAUUUUUAUGAACACUUCAAAACAUCGUAUAGAGAUUGUUUUUCCAUUUUUACAUCUAUAUCCAAUUAUUAUUUUAAAUUAUUAUUUAAUUAUACAUUUUAUUAUAUAGUUAAUAAUAAUAAUAUUAUUUUAAUUUAUUUUAAAAAUCGUCACACAUUUCUGUAAAAUUCUACUUCAGCAUGAAGGGCUGUUAUGUCAAAGUCACAUUAAUUGACAAUAUGUCAAAUAAAAAAAAAACAGGUUAAAAAUGUAUAAAGAUUGACUACUGUUUUCUUUUUUUUUUUGCAAUUUGUCAUCUACAUUCAAUUAUUUGAAAUGAUUAUUUUAAAAGUAAAUAUUAUAUAGUUAUAACAAUUUAAUAUAUUUUACUAAUUAAAAAUGUAUAUUAUUUGUAAUAAUUUAAUAAUUAAAAAAUUUACACAUUUCUGAAACAUUAAACUUGAGCAUGAAUGGCUCUUAUGUAAAAAUCAAAUGAAUUUUUACUAGCACUUUAAAAGAUUAGGUUAAAAAUUGGAAUCCGUUUGGAAUUGAAUCUUGACUCUGUGAAUCAAAAUCUAAUUGAAUCGCGAGUAUUUAAUGAAUAUGAUGUGUGAUUUAGUUCAUAACCAAAACAAGACCUUAGUGGCUCAAAAUGCCUCAAACUUUUGGGAGAUAUAUGAGAGGAAAGAUAUGGGUGGAAAUGAUGUUUACCAUUUUAGAAAGUCAUGAAUGAGCUUUUGUGCCGUUGAGUUUGUUUUUGUGAUUCAGUUUCUCAGCUGGGAGUGAGUGGAAACCAAAGACCAGCUUGAAUGUGGCGCCAAGCGCCUCUCUAUGUUCAUACUGUGGAAUGCUUAGUAUAGACGACAGCACUGAUAUAAAGCAUUAAAUAUUAGCUGCAUUGGCAGAAAUAUAUGAGUAGGUAGAAAUAAACAAUUCUGUUAUGAUAGAACAUUAAGAUCCCUUGAACUCAUGAGGGAAUUUAUACUUAAGAAUAGCUGUAGUUCUUUAUUGAGGAAUGGAUGAAUGUGCUUGAAUGCAUCGGUGUAGUUGCUUUGUGCAGCUCUAAGGCUUCAAACUUUAAUUUGAUUAAAGGGAUAGUUCAGGCAAAAAUGAAAAUGUGCUGAAAAUGUCCAUCUAAGAUUAGGAUGAGUUUGUUUCUUCAUCAGAUU
Molecule: messenger RNA, 4819 nt
Organism: Onychostoma macrolepis
Lineage: Eukaryota; Metazoa; Chordata; Actinopteri; Cypriniformes; Cyprinidae
Product: homer protein homolog 3
Exons: 10
Coding region: 1946-3031 (361 amino acids)
Biological process (GO): G protein-coupled glutamate receptor signaling pathway; regulation of store-operated calcium entry
Cellular component (GO): dendrite; plasma membrane; cytoplasm
Molecular function (GO): G protein-coupled glutamate receptor binding
Source: RefSeq, a predicted model, not a curated record